Messenger RNA from Prunus armeniaca (apricot), 327 nucleotides. The record is from the annotation of a GenBank genome assembly. NCBI's taxonomy places the organism in Eukaryota, Viridiplantae, Streptophyta, Magnoliopsida, Rosales, Rosaceae.
AUGGAGAAAUUAAGCCAACCCCCUGAAAUAUAUAAAUUCAUAGAGAAAGCAGAAUGGGAUGCCUUUGUAGCUUCAUGGUUAUCCAAAGAAUUUGAGUCUGUGCAUUCUCAACAUUCACAGAUUAGGGAGAAACUUGAGUACAAUCAUCGAUUGUCUCGAAAAGGAUAUGCUGGUUUGGAGGAUCAAUUGGAGGAAACCAUGCCUGGGGUAGAAAUUGAUCGAUCUACCUUAUGGAAGAAAGCUAGACAGGACAAACAUGGUAACAUCCCGGAUCCAAAGGUGGCAGAGAAAGCAAAAUUAAUUGUAAGCCUACACACUCUGUUUUAA